Clonostachys rhizophaga is the source of this 1119-nucleotide messenger RNA. Lineage: Eukaryota; Fungi; Ascomycota; Sordariomycetes; Hypocreales; Bionectriaceae. The record is from the annotation of a GenBank genome assembly.
AUGGCGGCGGAAUUGAAACAGGGUCGUCGCCGAACGAACAGCAGUGCUGUCCCCAUCGGCCGCAACGGCCAUGCGCGAGGGGCGUCGGUGCAGGUCCAGCCAAAGUCGAGUCACACAUCAGACGAGUUCCUCAGACCGUUCCUCACGCCGGGCUUCGACCCGGCCUCCUUCCUGAAUUCCACCCUGCCGCCCCUGCAGCGGUCGGCGGCGACAAGCACAGAGAGUUCCGGUGUUGCUGAGCUGUCGACGCAGGCCCAGACUCUCAUCAACCAGCUUAACGCCCACACUUCAAGACUGUCUACCACGCUGACAUCGUUGACCGAUGAUAUCCUACGGAGUGGGAGCAGGUUGGCCUACGAGGUGGAGCUGCUACGUGGAGAGACCCUGAGUCUUACGGAGACCAUGCACGACACCCUCCAGGAGGACAUUGAGAAGUUCGUGCCCGGGGGCUUGAAGACUGCCAAAGAGGAGAGGAAAGACGGAGCAUCAGAUGACGGCCGUGGGAGCCCGACAUCAGAGACGGCGGAGGAGGAGGCAGACAUCGUCGAAGAUGCAGGGGACCCGCCCUAUGUCAAGCAGCUGCAGACCCUCACACUGGUGCGUGAGCGCCUGGAAGCUGUCGUCAGGACGUUCGGGGAUGCGAUGGAGUUCGUGUUCCCUCCCUCAGAGCUCUCGGUCAGCAGCUCCUUUCUUUCCGUGUCUGCGCCGGAACCGGGAUCCCAGCAGCAGAGCUCUGAGGACAAGGGCCAGGAGGUGCUUAGGAAGCUACGAGAGGAAAUCUCAAACUUAUUACUGCGCUCCGAGGACCCUGUGGAUGGGAUCGCCAAGGCUGCUGAGAGGAUCGAGGAGUUGAAGCUCCUGACUACGGUGUGGAAGGGGACAUCCGAGGAAAAUGGAAGAAAUAAGUUUAUUGAAAGCCUAGCGAAGAUGGUUGAGGAUAGACACCGCGAACUAAUGAGAGAUAUGGACCCAGGGACCAGAAAGGAUGGCAAAUUGGAGGGAUCGAGGGCGCGGAAGGGCAGCGUCACGAGGGAUGCUGCUGUAGCUGGGGAAUCAAAACCAAUGCCGGGCGGAUUUGGUCUUCUUACUCAACUGCAACGGCUGCGAAAUGGUAUUUAA